UUCUUGAAAAAAAAAAAAAAGAACAAAAAAAAAGAGAAAACCACAUUGUUAUCUCUCUCAUCUUCUUCCAAAAGUCUGUUUUGACCUCCGGCGCCACCUUCAAUCUUUACCCCGUUCAUCCUUUCUGCUCCAAGCUUUCCUUUCUUAAAUCUCAUUAUUAUUGGUUUCGGAAUUUCUCUGAAAUUGAAGAAAAGUUUGGAGCUUUAUACACAUUUGGGGAAAUGGGUAACUGCUUUACAAGAAAAAAAUCUAGUAGCACCAAUAGCAAUAACUCCUCCUCCGCCACCAAUGCCGCCUCGAACAACCGCAAGACGACCACGAAGCCGCCGUCUACCAACACUGUCACAUCGAGGAAACAAGAUGUGUCGAAUUAUCUUACACAAAAGGCCAAAGAAGCAGCGUCCAACAAAGCCAGGAAUUCGAAUGCGAAGAUCAGUUCCAAGAAGCAUAGUGGGGUUAUUCCUUGUGGGAAAAGAACAGAUUUUGGGUAUGAUAAGAAUUUUGAAAAGAUGUAUAUUAUUGGCAAGUUGUUGGGACAUGGUCAAUUCGGGUACACCUAUGCUGCCACAGAUAAGUCCACCGGAGAUCGCGUUGCUGUUAAGAAAAUUGAGAAGAAUAAGAUGAUCCUUCCUAUUGCGGUUGAAGAUGUCAGGCGAGAAGUUAAGAUAUUAAGUGCCUUAACUGGUCACGAGAACGUGGUUCAGUUUCAUAAUGCAUUUGAGGACGAGAAUUCCGUGUAUAUUGUUAUGGAGUUAUGUGAAGGUGGAGAACUACUGGACCGUAUCUUGGCAAAGAAAGAUAGCCGUUAUUCUGAAAAAGAUGCUGCAAUUGUUGUAAGACAGAUGCUAAAAGUUGCAGCAGAGUGUCAUUUACACGGUAUGGUACAUCGAGAUAUGAAACCAGAGAAUUUUCUUUUCAAAUCACAAGAGGAUUCUUCAUUGAAGGCAACUGAUUUUGGUCUUUCAGACUUCAUAAGACCAGGAAAGAAGUUUCAAGAUAUUGUCGGGAGUGCAUAUUAUGUUGCUCCAGAGGUCUUGAAGCGUAAAUCAGGCCCCGAGUCAGAUGUAUGGAGCAUUGGUGUAAUAACCUAUAUUUUGCUUUCUGGUCGGCGACCCUUUUGGGAUAAAACAGAAGAUGGCAUAUUCAAGGAGGUUCUAAGAAACAAACCUGAUUUUCGUCGCAAGCCAUGGCCAAGCAUAAGUAACAGUGCUAAAGAUUUCGUUAAGAAAUUACUGGUGAAGGAUCCUUACGCUAGACUUACUGCUGCUCAGGCCCUUUCACAUCAGUGGGUGCGAGAGGGAGGCAUUGCAUCAGACAUCCCUCUUGACAUUUCUGUUCUGUCCAACAUGCGGCAAUUUGUUAAAUACAGUCGUCUAAAACAGAUUGCUUUAAGGGCAUUAGCUACCACACUUGAUCCAGAAGAGUUGGCUGAUCUCAGAGAUCAAUUUGAGGCUAUUGAUGUGGAUAAGAAUGGCGUCAUUACACUGGAAGAAAUGAGACUGGCACUUGCUAAGGAUAUUCCAUGGAGAAUGAAAGAAUCGCGUGUUCUUGAGAUUCUUCAAGCGAUUGACAGCAACACCGAUGGACUCGUGGAUUUUGAAGAGUUUGUUGCUGCCACUUUGCACGUCAAUCAGAUGGAGGAACAUAAUACAGAAAAAUGGCACCAAAGAUCACAGACUGCUUUCGAGAAAUUUGAUGUUGACAGAGAUGGAUAUAUCACUCUAGAUGAACUUAAAAUGCACACGGGCUUACGAGGCUCCAUAAACCCCCUUCUGGACGAAGCAGACAUGGAUCGAGAUGGGAAGAUAAGCUUGACAGAAUUCCGCAAGCUCUUAAGAACUGCAAGCCUGAGCUCUUCCCCAUCUGUAAGACAGAGACAUUAGAAGUGCAUGUUAAAGUUCCCAGCAAAUAUUUUUCGUCGCGGAAAGAUCAUCAUCGUACAAUGGUUGUUAACUGCUUCAGUUGUCUCUGUUGCCAUGCAUUGCUGCCUCCAACAGAUAGCCGCUUAGCCAUAACUGCCUCCAUUCAUAUCCUGCUCAAUUUGCCCCUAUAUGGAACCACUGAGGGUGCAGUUGCCUGCCUUAUCCAAAUCAACCACCAACAGCAUUUGUAUAUUUCGCGGAGCUCCUUGUACAUUAACUGUUUUUUUAUGUGCCGGUAAAUCUAAUCCAUUGCAACGAAACCAAUAUUGGUGUUUGUGAACCUUGGUGGACUUGUUGGGAAAAGUUAUGGUAAAAUGAGAACUAUAAAAGUUGACCAAUAUUUACACGUCAAUUGUUUACAA
Molecule: messenger RNA, 2284 nt
Organism: Ipomoea triloba (trilobed morning glory)
Lineage: Eukaryota; Viridiplantae; Streptophyta; Magnoliopsida; Solanales; Convolvulaceae
Product: calcium-dependent protein kinase 16-like
Exons: 13
Coding region: 222-1883 (553 amino acids)
Biological process (GO): protein autophosphorylation; peptidyl-serine phosphorylation; intracellular signal transduction
Cellular component (GO): cytoplasm; nucleus
Molecular function (GO): calmodulin binding; calcium/calmodulin-dependent protein kinase activity; calcium ion binding
Source: RefSeq, a predicted model, not a curated record